Messenger RNA from Centropristis striata (black sea bass), 1436 nucleotides. Its product is annotated as succinate receptor 1-like. The transcript has a single exon. Gene Ontology annotation, molecular function: G protein-coupled receptor activity. Gene Ontology annotation, biological process: G protein-coupled receptor signaling pathway. NCBI's taxonomy places the organism in Eukaryota, Metazoa, Chordata, Actinopteri, Perciformes, Serranidae. The record is from RefSeq and is a predicted model, not a curated record. The coding region runs from base 102 to 1097 and encodes 331 amino acids. Gene Ontology annotation, cellular component: plasma membrane.
CUGGAAUGUAAAAGUUUAACCUCUUGACCCUGCAGCCUCCAGAGGAAGCCUUCUGCGACCUGGACACAAAUCAGGCUCUACCGGUGGUUCAGCUCUAUGUGAUGCCGUCCUUCUUCCUGGCGGUGCUGAUCCUCGGGCUUCCCCUCAACCUGCUCUCCCUCUGGGUUUUCCUGCACCGCCUGCGGCGCUGGACCCGCAGCACGGUGUUCCUCUUCAACCUCACCCUGGCUGACACCUCGUGGCUGCUGGCCUUGCCUUUCCUCAUCAACUACCACCUGGACCAUCUGUACUGGAAGCUCGGGCUGCCGCUCUGCAUCGCUGUGCGGAUGUUCUACCACAACUACUUCUACCUCAGCAUCUUCUUCGUCACCUGCAUCAGCGUGGACCGAUACCUGGCCAUCGUGCACCCGCUGCGCUCUCUGGUGCUGCUGGGCCGGAGGCAGACCUACGUGCUGUGUGUGGCGGUGUGGGUGGGCGCCCUGGUCCUCAGCAUACCUAUUACCGGCAUGACUCUGAUCCAGACUUGCCCCGGGAGCAAUCGCACCGUUUGCACCUUGUACAUACUGCUGAGUGAGACCGAGGAAAGCCUCCCUUACUCCCUCUUUUGCACCACCGUCGGCUUCCUGUUCCCGCUGCUCUCCAUCUGCUACUGCGGCCUGCGCAGCGUCAGAGAGCUGCGCCACCGGCCCUGCCGCCCAGACCCGCACAACAAGCAGCGGCGGCUCCGGCACGUGCUGUGCUCGGUGCUGAUUUUCUUCGCUUUGUUUUACCUGCCCUACCACCUGAGCCGCAACGCCGCCAUCGUGAUGCGGGCGGUCUACCCGAACAGCGCCGCCUCCUGGCAGAGCGCAGAUGCGGCCUUUGCGCUGGAGAUGUGCCUGUGCAGCCUCAUCACCUGCGUUAAUCCGCUGUUCAGCUGCUUCAUGGGCCGCCACUUCAGGAAGGAGUUUCACGGCUCUUUUGCGGUCCUGUUCUCUCAGUGUCCGGGCACGCAGGUGGCCUCAAGGCUGUCUAAGAGGACCCGGAUGACGGUGAGGAGAAGACAGGGGACUGCUACUGUCACACCUGUGUGCGCACUGCCCGCACCUGGAUCCUGAAAUGUGGACCAAUGAUGCAUCUUAGCGGCAAACAUUAUAAAACUGUAUAUAAAAGCUUUCUCUCAUUUAAAUAAUUUAAAUCGCCUGUUUUCUCUGAUUGGUGGAUAAAAAACUGUGUAUAAAAAUGGUUUCCAGUCUCCUUUAUCUCGCAUCAGCAGCUCCUUAACUUUCUUACACAACACUGCCUCUGCGUGGUUGACUGCAUACUGUACUUUACACCCUGGUUCCACAUGGAUACAAUCUUUCUUUUAAAUCAAUGGGAAAAAAAUUACAGUUUAGUUUAUUCAAUUUAGUGAAAUUCUAUAAAUGCGUGCAUUAAGUUUUAACAGUGCGUGUAAA